This is a messenger RNA of Prunus mume (Japanese apricot), 973 nucleotides long. RefSeq names its product RNA-binding (RRM/RBD/RNP motifs) family protein. Gene Ontology annotation, molecular function: mRNA binding. Lineage: Eukaryota; Viridiplantae; Streptophyta; Magnoliopsida; Rosales; Rosaceae. The record is from RefSeq and is a predicted model, not a curated record.
CGAUUGUACCCGAUUCCUGCCCAUUCAAAACCCUAGCUUCAGCUUAGUUCCGAUAUCGCCCAUGGCGACCCCACCGUCUUCUUCCACAGCUCCUGCGUCGACUUCCUCUCAAUUCACAUACGCGAACGCUUCGUCGUCAUCGUCCUACUUCCCCAUGCCCUUUCACCUCCAGCAACCCCAGUAUCCCACGCCUUACGCCGCUGCAGCGCCACCAGCCCCGCCCGUCUACCCAGCCCCGGCCCCGGCGCCGACCUCUGGUGUCUACUCUCUCCCUCAGCAGUAUCAACAGGCUCAGCAGUUAUUUCAAAGGGAUGCACAGACGAUUACACCUGAAGCUCUUGAGAGUGUGAAAGCUGCCCUGGCAAACAGUGAAAUCGAGCACAAAGCUGAAGCUAAGAAGAAAGCCAUCCCUCGUAAAGCUGCUGGGCAGUCUUGGGAGGACCCAACUCUUGCAGAAUGGCCAGAAAAUGAUUAUCGCCUAUUUUGUGGUGAUCUUGGUAAUGAGGUGAAUGAUGAUGUCCUUUCAAAAGCAUUUUCACGAUUUCCUUCCUUUAACAUGGCCAGAGUCGUUAGAGAUAAGAGGACUGGCAAAACCAAGGGCUUUGGAUUUGUUAGCUUUGCCAACCCUUCUGACCUGGCCGGAGCACUCAAGGAAAUGAAUGGUAAAUAUGUGGGAAAUCGGCCAAUCAAACUUCGCAAAAGUAACUGGAGGGAGAGGAUAGAUUAUGACGCACUAGACAGACAAAAGAACUACAGUCAGAAGAAACCAAAGCUUUCGAAGAAGAGUAUUUUGCACAAGUGAGCCAGAGAUUUGUAGAAGACAUAGUGAAAAUGUUCUUUAUUUCUCAAUUCGAACUCGACUCUUGGUGUGAAUCAAGUUAAUGUAGGGAUAUGUGCAGAUGUUUAAUGAUGAUAAUUUUGAGGAACGAAUGAUAAAGGAAUUUAUAAAAAGUGACACCGUAUUAUCUUUUGA